ACCUGGUGGCGACCACACGCUGGAGUCCACCCGCGCCCACCUUCACUCGCGUACCCCUUCCUCGCCCACUUCGGCAACCCUCGGAGCUUGUAGCGCGCUCUUCACCACUACCAAGACAAGUGUAUCGUGGCCACUUGAUCACAGAACUGCUUAAGUGCUGGUUAAGCUGCUCUAACUUGUGACACGUGUUUCCUCUAAGUGUGUUGUCUUGUCGGCAGGGCUAGGUGGAGGCGGUCCUGGCACAAAGACCACCUCUCGUGUGGCACAGACCCCGGUCACACAUGGUCUUGAUGAACAACUGUCCGAGGGACCCGUGUUAACUACCUCUCGUGUGGCACAGACCCCGGUCACACAUGGUCUUGAUGAACAACUGUCCGAGGGACCCCUGUUAACUACCGACCUGGUAAUUGUCUUGUGCUCCAGUGUGUAACCUCUGAAAGCUUGGGUUGCUAUUUGGCUGAACCACUUAAUUCGCAGUAGUUUAUGUUCUAUUUUAGUAGUGUUAAUAUUAUGAAUUAAUAAACCCAAACUGUUUCUGACUACUCUUAAGGAUACGCGUCAGGAUACGUAGUACACUUUAAAUAAUUGUCAAAUCAAAUAUAAGUGCGACUGUGUCAAGCUGAGCCAAGGUGUCAGACAACGUCUUUUAAAUGUCAGUCAAGAGAAAUUGUCAUUGUUAACAGAAGUAGAUCUGUCAAGAAGGUUUUCAAGUAAGCAUUGUGAUGAAUGUUUACAAAGUUAUGACCUGUUACCAGUGACAGCCGUAGUCGCCAGCCCCACGAGACGGCAACACUGGUCUACAUAAUUCUCGUGAAACUCAGAUUUAGUCAACAUAGGCCUUGCAGUGCGCGUUGAAAAAAAAAUAUCUUGGGCAAGUACAAGGUCAGUUGUGAGCGAAAAUAAGUGAAGGCCGAGUGUGUGUAUGUGUGCGUCCGAAACACGGCUCAUUCAGUGCAACUUACAGAGCGUAGUGUUAUAUAAGCGUCCAAGUGCCCGUAUUUAAGGUGUAGUGGCUAUCAGUAUCACACCAUUCUCGAGGUCCCCAGUUGGUGCGCAUCAGUAGUGUGGGGUUGUGCAGGAGUGAGGUUGUCCACUUCAGUAGUGACGGUAGAAGCCAGGCUCAAGUGGCGGUGUGACCCGCCCUCCUCACAACUUCGCCCCACCGGGCAAGUUACCCACCAACCACAAGCCUGAAACUACGCAUAAAGGAAAUAAAAUAAAAAUUGCGCACGAAAGUGUUUAUAUCGUUGUUGUGCUUCAGAGAAAACGAGUGAUGUCAUAGAUUAGGCUAAAUUAGUGUUACGAUUUAUUUUUGAAUUAUAGAAAGGUAUUGCAACCGGUUCCUAAUUUAAAUUGUAGCCCGAAAUCUUGAAACAAAAUUAAUCCCCUGAAAAAGAGUAAGGAAAAGUGCGAGUGAGCUUUAACGUAUGUGAACUGACGAGUGAUAUUGAGUUCAGUUGAUAUUAGUGAAACUAGGCUCGCGCUUGUCUCUGGCGAGGAUCACAUCGCCCACAGGACUUCACCAGGGAAGCAAGGAGCUGCAUCAUCCUCAAGGGUCGUGAGCAGCCAGGAGCAGACUCUAAGAAAUUUGGAACUAAUACCCUGAAGCAGUCACGUCCUGCCAGCGUCCGUACUAGCAGCGAUGGCGGGGGUGACUCCUCUGCGGCCAGCAGCUCCCGUCCUCUCUAUAAAGGCAUGAACGCGGGCGGCGGCGGCGGGCGGCGCGGGUGCUGGUGAAGCAGGCGGCGCUGGAGGCGUGUGUGGGGGCAGCGGGUACUGCAGCAAGAUGGGAGGCCUGGCGCUCCUGCACCUGCUACUGGCGGCUCUGGGGGCUCUCCUCUGCCUCGCCACCCCAGUCCUCGCCAGACUCGUCGGCUCCUGGAUGAACCUCGGGCUUCAGGGGUACGAGGUGUGGCGGAACCCGCAGAUCUACCUGAUCGGUGCUCAGCCCCUGUGCACUCAGAUCCCGGGGCUGUCCCUCGGGCAGACCAAGCUGUGUCAGCUGUACCAAGACCACAUGGGCAGCGUGGGCCGGGGCGCCAAGACGGGCAUCCAUGAGUGUCAGUGGCAGUUCCGACACCGACGGUGGAACUGCUCCACCGUCGACGACUCCACCGUCUUCGGCCCCGUUCUUCAGAUCCCGAGCCGGGAGGCAGCCUUCGCCCACGCCAUAGCCUCGGCGGGCGUGGUGCACAGCGUGUCCCGGGCCUGCAGGGACGGCCAGCUCACCACCUGCGGCUGCUCCCCCGCCAGGAGACCCAAGGACCUCAACAAGGAGUGGAUCUGGGGCGGCUGUGGAGACAAUGUCGAAUACGGAUACAAAUUCACUCAGGGCUUUGUUGACGUUCGUGAGCGCGAGAAAAAUUACAAGCGAGGAUCCGUGAAGCAGGGACGCCAGCUGAUGAACCUCCACAACAAUGAAGCGGGCAGGAGGGCUGUGAUCCGCAAGACUCGUGUCAACUGUAAGUGUCACGGCGUGUCGGGCUCCUGCUCCCUCAUCACCUGCUGGCAGCAGUUGGCACCGUUUAGAGAAAUUGGUGACCUACUGAAGGACAAGUAUGAUGGUGCAACAGAAGUCAAAAUCAACCGUCGUGGCAAGCUGCAGGUUAAGCAUGCCCAGUUUAACGUCCCUACAGGAGAGGAUCUGGUAUAUCUUCACGAGUCGCCUGACUACUGCAAGCGAAAUAACACAGUUGGUUCUCUAGGUACUCAAGACCGCAUAUGCAACAAGACUUCGCAAGGUAUGGAUGGCUGCGGGUUGCUGUGUUGUGGACGAGGCUACAACUCCCAGAAAGUCACCGUUAGGGAAAGGUGCCACUGCAAGUUUCACUGGUGUUGUUUUGUCGAGUGUAAAACAUGUGUGAGGGUUGUUGACCUACACACAUGCAAGUAGAACCAAGAGAAUGUAUUCAUUAACUACCUGAAAUAUGUGCAGAGAUAACAGAAAAAUAACAAUGCCUCGUGAUAUGAAAACUUGUGUUGUACAAACUAUGUGGUAUUAAAAUACAUAGCAGAAAUGCUAAGAUAAAUUUCUUGCAGUAUAUGAUCAUUAUAAAACUAUGAAGUUUGCAUCUUCUAAAAACAUUAAAUACUAUAGUUGUGUGGAGCUGAAUGGUGUUAUAUUAUUGCAGGCUUUAAUAUGGUGACUGGAAAUCACCAUACAAUAUGACCAUGCAUAAUGCCAAGAACUAAAUACAGUAGGUAUAAUGUACUUAACAUUUUUGGUGCAUUUUUGUAAGUUGUAUAAUACUCAUAAGUACUAAAGGUAAUAUGUAAAUAAUGCAGAAUAGAAAGACUAUCAUAAUAUAUAUAUAUUAACGAAUUACAACACUGAAAACAUUACUCUUAAGAAUCUGUGUUACUGUUGAGCCAGAUGACAAAUACGAUUUACAAUUACAGUACGAGGAUCUAAACUUGCCUCAGUCACUUAAAUCACAAUCUUCGCCCCCCUGGUUAUAUUAUUUUUUUCAAUUUUGAAUACUGGUAUUACUAGCCGUGCAGCGCUAGUUCACGGAAGUAUUUUUUUAUAUUUUAAUAAUGUUACUACAAAAGACAUUCAAAUAAACCAAUUGUGAAGCUACUAAUGAUGUAGAAAGUGAGCAGCUUUUGGUGUUCCAUAAUGUGCAAUGUUUAGUUAAUACAUGCGGAGUGUCAGUGAAAAUAUAUAGAAAAAGCACCUGCCUCAUGCUGAUUACAGGAGUCAAAAUGCAAGUGGUGUGCUUGUUAUAAACAGUGUACAGUUCAUCGUGUGUAGUGACGUUCACAUAUAUUUACCUCCUUUUAGUAGUCUUAAAGAUGUUCAGUGGCAGCUUUUAUCUAUUGUACAGUGUGUUUGUAAAUACCGUAUAUAAAAGUGGUAUACAGUACUGUAGGAAAUCUUUUGUGUAUUAGUUUACAAGUAAAUGUGUAGAAGCUGCUUCACCCCUGUAGUGCAGCUACAGAGGAUGGCCCUACCUCUAUAAUGCAGCUACAGAGUGGGCCUGGUUCUGCCUCUCAUCUUUUUCAGUCCAACUUCCUAGUAAAACUUUAAAAGUGUCAUAACUAUUAGCCAAGUGCUACCCUACAAUGAAUACAAGUUGCCAUAUUUACAACAGCAGUGCCAUAUGAGUACUUAACAAUGACUGACUCAACUUGUACUAAGGCUAUUGUAUAUUGUAUUGUAUAAUUGUAUAAGGCCACAUUAAAAAGUCAGAGGUUCCACAAGUAACUUUCUUGUAAGGUGAUCAAGAAAAACUUCCAGUUCAGAAAGAUAUAAAUUGUCAUUUGAAAUGGUGACUUAGUUGUGAAAUUUUAUAGAAUUCCAUAUUGUGUGCCUAUCUUGCAAAGUAGGAGAGAAUAUAAUUUGUAUACAGUAUCAGGUAUGAGCUUAACUUUAUAAAUGAUCAACUUAUUGUGUAAAAGUGUACAUAAAAAUAAUCCUUCAAAAAUGUCACUCGGUAUAUAUUAAUGUUAUUGAUUCUAUUCAUAAAUUAUAAAAAAUACAGUAGCCUACUAUUAACUGGAAGCACUUUAAAUUUUAUUUUGUAUUUAUUUAGUGUAUAUUAUAGGUAGUGUAUUUACAAAUUAUGUCUUAUUAAUGUGUAAUGUUUAAACAAAUUAAAUGGGAA
This is a messenger RNA of Procambarus clarkii (red swamp crayfish), 4607 nucleotides long. Lineage: Eukaryota; Metazoa; Arthropoda; Malacostraca; Decapoda; Cambaridae. The record is from RefSeq and is a predicted model, not a curated record.